CUUCCACUCUCACUCUCUCAAUAACCGAAAGUUUUUUUUGUUAUACUCUCCAACAUGAAAAUAGAUGAUUCCUUCAAGAAGCCCGGAUCCGUUCCAUUCAAAUGGGAGAUCCGACCCGGAGUCCCCAAGCUCCAAGCACAAUCGGGUCGUCGCCAGCUUGAAUCCGGAUCUGAAAAGCAGCAUCAAAGGAAGCAAAAGCAGCACCCGUUACCAGAAACACCAAGAAAACUCAAACCGCCACCAGCCGGGUUAUACCUCCAGCCUCCGAUGGAUCCCCAAACCCGCACCCGCUCACUCCGAUCAUCACCACAUUCAUUAUCGGAUCGCUUCGGCCAUUCGGGUCGUGCCCGACCCGACGUUGUUUCCUCGGCCGGGUGCUUCCCGUCUCCUCUUGGAAAGUUGAAGAAUGUGAAGGGAGCUAGGAACCCGAGAUCCAUAUCCGAACCUGAAUACUAUUCGGAUCUUGAGACCUCGUCGCGGUGGUCCGUUUCGAGCAGGAAAUCGGUCUCUCCGUUGUCUCCUUCCAUCCCCUCCCACCGGUGGUCGCCCCGACCCGUUUCCAAUGCUGAAUGGGCAGGGUUCGGGUUAUUUUAGAAUCAUAUUGAUCAUCAAUAAUAAUAGAAGCCCUAUCUUUUGCUCCAUAUGUUUUAAACAUCCAUGCAAUCACACAAACUUAUAUAUUAACGUGUGUGAAAUGGGGAGCAAAUUUUACUCUCUAAAUAAUCAGUAAAUAUUACAUUCCUUCUGGAAUUAUUUGCUAGCA
Molecule: messenger RNA, 763 nt
Organism: Salvia miltiorrhiza (redroot sage)
Lineage: Eukaryota; Viridiplantae; Streptophyta; Magnoliopsida; Lamiales; Lamiaceae
Exons: 1
Coding region: 55-594 (179 amino acids)
Source: RefSeq, a predicted model, not a curated record